UGAACAAGAGCCAUCAGAAAUAACGGGACAAAAGAAAAACUUGUCAAUUCUUUCUCCCCACUUGCACUUUGGCCUUUCGGUCAGAAUCAUUCCCCAUUCAGGAACUCUACUUUGGUUUCAUUCACUCAUGCAAUUGCAGCCACUUGAUUUUUGAACUUUGGUUGUGAGGGGAGAAUAUAUUUUGGGUGUGAUAUGCAUGUGUUCCUGCACAAAAAUAUUUGUUGAACAAUCCAGGAAUCCAAUUCCAUUUGCCCCUAGCUGCUCUUGCUCUGCGCGUAUAUAAAAGCCCCAGCGAUCAUCGGUAUCCCGGCCAUCGGAAACAAAGCAGGCAGAGUAGUUCCAUUGUGUGUAGCUUUGACCUUGAGACCAAAUCAGGCACAAUUUCCAGCUUCAGAUUUAAUCUCUGUUCUCUGAAGAACAAGGUUGAGGUCCUUGAGGAACUGAUAAAUCAACCUCUGAUCUCUGAAGAACAAGGACAAAGGAGACUGAACUGAAAAUCAGAUGGCGCUGAGGAGGAUCGUCAAGGAGCUCAAGGACCUGCAGAGGGAUCCCCCAACCUCCUGCAGCGCAGGGCCGGUGUCGCCGGAGGACAUGUACCAGUGGCAGGCGACGAUCAUGGGGCCGGCGGAGAGCCCGUACGCCGGCGGGGUGUUCGUGGCGUCGAUCCAGUUCCCGGCGGACUACCCGUUCAAGCCGCCCAAGGUGGCGUUCAGGACCAAGGUGUUCCACCCGAACAUCAACAGCAGCGGCAGCAUCUGCCUGGACAUCCUCAAGGACCAGUGGAGCCCCGCGCUGACCAUCGCCAAGGUGCUGCUCUCCGUCUGCUCGCUGCUCACCGACCCAAACCCCGACGACCCGCUCGUGCCGGAGAUCGCGCACAUGUGCAAGGCCGACAGGGCACGCUACGAGCAGACCGCCAGGACAUGGACGCACAAGUACGCCAUGGGCUGAUCCAAGAUCCUUCCGUCGCCAUGAAUGGAUGAAUGAACCGAGGAGGAUGAUAAGCAAUAACCCUUUCUUGUUCUUGGAUACUGAGGAUUAAUCCUGUGAAAGAUCGUGGCUUCUCGGUAUAAAAUUUGUGGAGAGCUGUCAGAUAACAAAGACGCUUUGGCCGAGUGGUUAAGGCGUGUGCCUGCUAAGUACAUGGGGUUUCCCCGCGAGAGUUCGAAUCUCUCAGGCGUCGUUUCCUUUUUUUUUCUUUUUUUUUAAUAUUUUUCCAUUCCUCUUUAAUACUCCUAAAUUCCACAAACAUCUAUCUAGUCACACCUGAUUCUUCCCAAAGAUUUAUCUUCAACUAAAAUUUUGUUCAGCAAUACAAAGAUACGUGAUACAAAUUCAAUUU
Messenger RNA from Brachypodium distachyon (stiff brome), 1342 nucleotides. Its product is annotated as ubiquitin-conjugating enzyme E2-17 kDa. Gene Ontology annotation, molecular function: ubiquitin conjugating enzyme activity. NCBI's taxonomy places the organism in Eukaryota, Viridiplantae, Streptophyta, Magnoliopsida, Poales, Poaceae. The transcript has 2 exons. Gene Ontology annotation, cellular component: nucleus. Bases 502 to 951 code for a protein of 149 amino acids. The record is from RefSeq and is a predicted model, not a curated record. Gene Ontology annotation, biological process: protein polyubiquitination.